AUGGAGAUAAGUCAACCAGUAUAUUUGCAAUACGAUCAUAAUAAAACAUGGGCUUCUAUAGAUUUUUCAUUGGAAAAAAGGUUUAUAAAUUCUCAAUUUUAUGAUAUUUUUCUUGAACUUCUUAUGCCUUUAUCAGAUAUAAAUAUAUCUAUAGGAAAUUUUAUGAUAAAAAUUGAAUUGUUUUCCAAUUCAAAAAUGCUUAUUACAUCUUCAAGAUCUGCAAUACUCAAAUUUUCUUCUUCAUUAUUAAGAAAGUUAAGAGUUUUAAUUGCAUUUCCAAUGUUACUCUUGGGCAUGGCAAAAGAAGAAGAACGUCUGGUUAUACCACUAAUAGAAGGAUUUAAAUAUAGUAAAGGUCAUGAAACUAUGUUAAAAUCAGUCAAUAUAACACUUUCUUAUGCUGUUCAAGUUUAUUCUUCAAAAUUGGUUUUUGCUGCUAGAUUACGAGGAAUAAGAUAUAUAAUUUAUUAUUAUCCAAUAUUUUCAUUUAUUAUCUUUAUAUCUUUCUUUUGGGUAGCAGAGUUAUUAUUUAUCAUCAUCAUUUGUUUAAUUAAAGCAAAAACUCUUCAAAGAUUCUUUCAACAACUGUUUUAUGGCAAUAAAUUUGAUUUUUCACAUUCAUAUGAAUCUUUUUCAAAAAAAAAUAUACAUUUAUCAAAACAAAAUGAGUUUUCAGAAAAUAAGGGUUCUGAUUCUGACAAUUCUUCUACUUUAUCAUUCUAUUCUACUUCUUCUAUAAAUAAAAUAUCAUCAGAAAAUUCAUUAACAACUUCUUCUGAUUUUUCUUCUUUAAAAGAUAAUUUAAACGAAAGAUCUGGAAAAAUUUCUCAUAAUUGA
This is a messenger RNA of Pneumocystis carinii B80, 837 nucleotides long. RefSeq lists its product as hypothetical. The record is from RefSeq and is a predicted model, not a curated record. The transcript is spliced from 4 exons. Gene Ontology annotation, cellular component: endoplasmic reticulum membrane. NCBI's taxonomy places the organism in Eukaryota, Fungi, Ascomycota, Pneumocystomycetes, Pneumocystales, Pneumocystaceae. Gene Ontology annotation, biological process: lipid storage; lipid droplet organization. Bases 1 to 837 code for a protein of 278 amino acids.